Molecule: messenger RNA, 1392 nt
Organism: Lotus japonicus
Lineage: Eukaryota; Viridiplantae; Streptophyta; Magnoliopsida; Fabales; Fabaceae
Exons: 1
Coding region: 1-1392 (463 amino acids)
Source: RefSeq, a predicted model, not a curated record
AUGAAGACCCCUCCCAUUGUUCACGAUAUCUCUGAUGGUGAAGAUUCAGAGGAAGUACCCUUGGCCAGUGUUGCUGCCAGGAUACUUAAAAGAAGAAGGGCAUCUGUUGGAGAAACCCCUGUGAGCCAAAAGAAGAAAGCAAAGUCCACUCCUGUCUCUUCAAAAUCAAAACUAGUGGAUGUGCAAAGCAAGGUAAAGAAAAAGGUUGUGGAGUCCUCUGGCAAGAAAGCAAAGAAGACUACUGUGAAGAAGAAGAAGGUUUCCAGGGUUGAACUGGAUUCAGAUUUGGAUGUUGAAGCCGAUGUCAUGGACAUCACGGCUUCUGAGAGAAAGAAGUUUUCUGGUAAGCGCAUUCCCCAGGAUAUUCCUUCAAUUCCACUUGAUAAUGUUUCUUUUCAUGCUGUUGAGAUUGCCAUCAAAUGGAAGUAUGUCUUCCAGAGACGUAUUGCUAAGGAAAGGGAAAUUGGGUCUGAUGUUUUGGAAUGCAAGAAGAUUGUUGCUCUUAUCACAAGAACUGGUUUGAGGAAGGCUGUUAUGGAGAUAGGCAAGUGUUAUGAUAGGCUAGUGAAGGAGUUCCUAGUCAAUUUGUCUGAUGAUGUUGGCAAUCCUGCCAGUCCUGAAUUUAGAAAAGUCUAUGUGAGGGUUCAGUGUGUGAAUUUCUCUCCUGCAAUCAUAAAUAAAGCACUCGAGAGGAGUGUGGUUGAAUUUGUUGAAGAACUCUCUCUGGACACCAUUGCUGAAGAAUUGACUGGAGGAAAGGUGACGAAAUGGCCUGCCAAGAAGCUUCUCUCUACUGGAUAUUUGACUGUGAAGUAUGCAAUUUUGAAUAGGAUUGGAGUGGUGAAUUGGAUUCCCUCUAAUCAUACCUCUGCAAUCUCUGCUAUGCUGGCCAAGUUGAUCUACCGUAUAGGAACUGAGAUUCAUUUUGAUUUUGGCUCUUUUGUGUUUACUCAAACCCUGAAGCAUGCUGAGACUUGUGCAGUGAAGCUUCCUGUCUCUUUUCCUUCACUUCUGACUGCUAUCAUACUGACACAACAUCCUCAUAUUCUUGGUGUGAAUGAUGUGCCCUUUCCCAGAGGAAAUCCUAUAACCUUGGAUCAUCGCUUAUUCUUGGAACCUCAUGUCCUGGACAUUGAUCUGCCAUCCAAUAGGACAUUUGUGCCUGCUUCUAUGUCAGCUUCUGGAACAAAGAGUGUUCUUUCUGAAUUGGAAGAUAUUUCUAAGGAGUUGCAAGAAACCAUCAGGGUUGCUGCUGCAAGGAAGCUUAAGGUGGAUGCGUUGAUUCAAAGUCUCAAGGAGGAAGCUGGUCAAGAGGGUGAGCCUGCAGCUGCUGCUGAGAAGGAAGGAUCUGCAGACAAUGACGAGGAGCACUCUUCUUCUUCUGAUGUUUAG